UUGCAGAAAUAUGAUCUCGUUUACGACAAGAAUAUCACGGGCCAGUUUUUCCUCUAAACGUGUAACACUUCCGGAAGGUCCAUCAUUACAGGAUUUUAUUGAAACAGGAAAUUCGAAUGAUGCUAUGGAAAGAUAUGGAAUGCAGAUGAAAUUGGAAGCCAAUGCUAAAAGAUUACGUUUACCACCAUGGCUAAAACGUAGCAUACCUUCUGUGGAUAAUGCAAAUUUCACGCAGUUGAAGAAACAAGUAAAAAAAUUAAAACUUGCAACGGUUUGCGAGGAAGCUCGUUGUCCUAAUAUUGAAGAAUGUUGGAGUGGCUCGAAGAAUGCACCAUCGACAGCGACCAUUAUGCUGAUGGGUGACACAUGCACUAGAGGAUGCAAAUUUUGCUCCGUCAAAACCUCACGUAAACCACCUCCGCUCAAUCCCGAAGAGCCAAUAAAUACAGCUAAAGCUGUUGCUGAAUGGGGAAUUAAGUAUGUUGUGUUGACAUCUGUAGACAGAGACGAUAUCGAAGAUGGUGGUGCAUCCCAUAUAGCAACAACAGUGCAACACCUUAAACAAGAAUGUCCGGAAAUAUUGGUGGAAUGUCUCGUUCCUGAUUUUCGCGGUUCAUUGAGCUCUGUCGAAACGGUUGCUUCUUCUGGAUUAGAUGUUUAUGCUCAUAAUAUGGAAACUGUUAGAAGAUUGACACCAUGGGUACGAGAUCCGAGAGCUACCUAUGACCAAUCAUUGAAAGUUCUAGAACAUGCGAAGAAAUUUCGUAUAGAUAUUGUCACAAAAACUUCGUUAAUGCUUGGUUUGGGCGAAACAGACGAGGAAGUUUUGACAACAUUACAUGAUUUACGUAAAAUUGGUGUGGAUGCACUUACAUUUGGUCAAUAUAUGCAACCUACUAAAAGACAUUUAUUGGUGAAAGAGUGGAUUACUCCAGAAAAAUUUGAGGAAUGGCGAGAAGUAGGAGAUAAAUUGGGAUUUUUGUAUACGGCAAGUGGUCCUCUCGUUCGAUCAUCUUACAAAGCCGGCGAAUAUUUUUUGGGAAAGGUUGUGAAGAAUCGCAAACGAGAUGUCCAGAAAAGCUAGUGCUGCUAAUGCUAAUAUUAUGCUCCUAGUUUUAGUGUUUGUAGGUUAUAUAUUUGCUCAUCCUCAUAGUGAUAUUAAUAUAUUGUAUAUAUCAUUUACUGCUUAUUAUUAAAAGGACUAAAGUAAGUUUUCG
This is a messenger RNA of Loa loa (African eye worm), 1217 nucleotides long. RefSeq names its product lipoyl synthase. The transcript is spliced from 8 exons. Gene Ontology annotation, biological process: lipoate biosynthetic process. Gene Ontology annotation, molecular function: 4 iron, 4 sulfur cluster binding; lipoate synthase activity. The record is from RefSeq and is a predicted model, not a curated record. Gene Ontology annotation, cellular component: mitochondrion. NCBI's taxonomy places the organism in Eukaryota, Metazoa, Nematoda, Chromadorea, Rhabditida, Onchocercidae. Bases 11 to 1084 code for a protein of 357 amino acids.